Tribolium madens (black flour beetle) is the source of this 1079-nucleotide messenger RNA. RefSeq names its product receptor expression-enhancing protein 5 (gene ReepB). The transcript is spliced from 4 exons. The record is from RefSeq and is a predicted model, not a curated record. NCBI's taxonomy places the organism in Eukaryota, Metazoa, Arthropoda, Insecta, Coleoptera, Tenebrionidae. Bases 258 to 785 code for a protein of 175 amino acids.
AAAAACCAAUAAGGAAAACAUUUAUUUUUCGAGGGUUGUGUGGCGCUUUUCUAUUCACGUGGCGAUAAGUUAUCAAAUUGUUUAUUUUGCGCAAUUUUUCAUUUUAUUAUAUUUAAGUUUUAUUGUGGGACUUUCCGGUCCUUUUAUUUCGUUUUUAUUGGUUGGCUGCUUGACACAGUUAACCUCUAAAAUUAAAUUCGGCCUUGAAGCGUCGCAACGGCCUUUGUUUUUCGUGUUGUCACCAAAAAUUAUCAGAAAUGGCAGGAAGAGUUGCAGAAAUCAAAGAUGAGCUCAACAAAUCGCUUCACGAUAAAUCAAAACCGUGGACUUCCCUUUUGACGACAUUCGAAGCGAAAACCGGCGUGGACAGACUCUACAUCUUCAUAGGUUCCAUUGCUAUUAUUGGACUAUGGCUCGUUUUUGGAUAUGCCGCACAACUAGUGUGCAAUACUGUUGGAUUCCUGUAUCCAGCUUAUGUCUCAAUUCGUGCCAUCGAGUCCAAACAGAAGGAUGAUGAUACUAAGUGGUUGACCUACUGGGUAGUUUUUGCAAUUUUUUCCAUCUUUGAGUUCUUCUCCGAUCUUAUUGUUGGCUGGUUUCCACUUUACUGGCUUAUGAAGUGUGUCUUCUUCGUGUGGCUCAUGAUCCCCACUGAACUCAACGGUUCAUUGAUUCUGUACCGAAGAAUUGUGCGUCCGUACUUCUUGAAACAUCACAACGCUGUUGAUGAUGUCUUAGCCAAGGCUAAAGAUGAAGCUCAUAAACUUUUGGAUAAAACAGAAUAAAUGAUUCAUAAACGGGGGGCGUUCUUCCAACAUAUUUCUCAAAAUGCUUUAUUCAUAUUUCAAGUGACUUUCAGGAAUGUUUUAUUUACGUUUUGAGAUUAUAUAGUAUUAUAUUUCAAAUUAUUUUAGUGCCUUUUGGGAUGGUUUUUGUGUUUGUAAAUUCAUAAAUGUUACCCACUAUUUUUGUAUCACACCGUUUUACGAUCUCAUGUGAAACACAGGUUUAUUGCAAAGCUCAAAUGUGCUUUAAAUUGUUUUGUCCAGUUAGCUGCUCUAAUUAAAUAAUUAAAUUUU